UGCGUCAUCCAGGAAGAAGAAGAAGCAGAACAAAUUACUUACUCAAUCUGAAUUUUUAGCAAAACUGAUGGAAUAUUGUUUUAGAUGUCCAUAAAUAUGAAAUAUUGUAGGUAAGACCUCAGUUUUUAAAUGAUUAUCACUUUAGCCUAGGCGCAUUAUUAACGUUAGCUUUCGGUCAGCAGCAGGUGAAGAGGACUAACUAACUACCCCCUAGGAGUAGGACUAACUACCCUCCAGAGUAACUACCACCCUGCAGUGCACCGGGCGUGAUUGGUUGCUCUGCUGGAACUGAUCUUUGGUCAAAGGUCCAUGUUGUCGGUCGGAUUCGCCCUGAAAACUGGGCGGUUGUGGCGACCCGCUCAGGUAGCGUGCAGAACCAUGUCGUCUGCAGGUGGCCCCGCCCCCUUCACCACGCUGGCCGUCAGCCGGCCCACAGAGGCCGUCACACACGUGGAGCUGCACCGACCAGAGAAACGCAACGCCAUGAACAAAGCCUUCUGGAGGGAGAUGGUGGAGUGCUUUAAUGAGAUUGCAGAGGAUCCGGUCUGCAGGGUGGUGGUGGUCUCUGGAUCUGGAAAGCUCUUCACUGCAGGUCUGGACCUGAUGGACAUGGCGGGCGAUAUGCUCCACCCAGAAGGAGACGACACGGCCAGAGUCUCGUGGAACGUCCGAAGGCUGAUCACCAAGUACCAAGAGACGUUCUCCGUCAUCGAGAAGUGUCCAAAGCCUGUGGUGGCGGCCGUCCACGGUGGCUGCAUCGGUGGAGGAGUUGACCUGAUCACCGCCUGUGACAUCCGCCUGUGCACCCAGGACGCCUUCUUCCAGGUCAAGGAGGUCGACAUCGGGCUGGCGGCAGACGUCGGGACUCUGCAGAGACUCCCUAAAGUCAUCGGCAGCAGCAGCCUGGUGAACGAGCUCGCUCUAACCGCUAGGAAGAUGUAUGCAGAUGAGGCGAAAAGCUGUGGUCUGGUCAGUCGAGUGUUUGUGGAUAAGGACGCCAUGAUGGCCGGAGCUCUGGAGAUGGCGGGGGAGAUCGCUGCUCGCAGUCCGGUGGCCGUGCAGGGAACGAAACUCAACCUCAUAUACGCCAGAGACCACAGCGUUGCUGAGGGCCUCAACUACAUGGCCACGUGGAACAUGAGUAUGCUGCAGACGGCAGACGUGAUGAAAUCCGCCCAGGCCUCCAUGGAGAAGAAGAGCCCCAAAGACGUGGUUUUCUCCAAACUCUGAGAGUCAGAAGGACUUUGUGUGGAGGAAUCCUGACUGAUCUUUUCCACUAAAACAUUAACCUUUGUUAAAAUCAAUUGAACAGAAAGUGUCUGAAACAUAAUUUCAAUAACUUAAAAGCUUUAAUGAACUUCAGAAUCAUAAUUUAAGGUAAUCGAUUCCAGCCGUCGUCACCUCUGCUUGGCACGAAGUUUGUGUAAAGUUUUCUGUGAAGACAAACAUUAAAGUUUAAACUCUGCUGUG
Oryzias latipes (Japanese medaka) is the source of this 1470-nucleotide messenger RNA. It is a transcript of the gene ech1, whose product is annotated as enoyl CoA hydratase 1, peroxisomal. The record is from RefSeq and is a predicted model, not a curated record. Gene Ontology annotation, cellular component: mitochondrion. NCBI's taxonomy places the organism in Eukaryota, Metazoa, Chordata, Actinopteri, Beloniformes, Adrianichthyidae. Gene Ontology annotation, molecular function: delta(3,5)-delta(2,4)-dienoyl-CoA isomerase activity.